AUGAGGUUCGGGUACAGAAGGACGGCUUCGGCCGCGGCCGCGCUGCUGUCGCUGGCCACGGUCGUUGCGGGACAGAAGGUCUGCAAGCCCAAGGUCGACUCGGCCAAGCUGCAGGCGGAUAUCACGGAGGAAAAUUUGAUGAAGAACCUGCAGGUUCUCAAUGACAUCGCCUACGCCAACGGCGGCAACCGCGCCUUUGGCCUGCCCGGCAACCAGGCCACCAUCGACUACAUCUUCGACCGUGUCUCUAACGUGCCCGGCACCAAGGCCUGGAAGCAGGAGUUGGGGGCGCUCUUCAACUACGUCGCCUCGAUCAAGCUCACCAUCGCCGGCGCCGACACGUACGUGUAUGGCCUGACAUACAGCCCCUCGACCAGCGAGGAGGGUAUCACGGCCGACCUGGUUCUGGGGCCCGAGGGCGCCGCGGGCUGCGACGCGGCCAACUACAGCGGCCUGGACGUGGCCGGCAAGAUCGUGCUCAUCGACCGCUUCCGCUGCCCGACCUCGGGCACGCUGGCGGGCCGCGUGCUGGCGGCGUCCAAGGCCGGCGCCGCCGCCGUCAUCGUUUACACCGACGUCGACACCAAGGUCACGGCCGGCUCGCUGGGCGCCCCGUCGAACGAUUUCAGGUCCGCCGGCCUCAUCAACCGCGUCGACGGCCUGGCGGCCAAGGCGCGCCUCGAGGCCGGCGAGAAGAUCUCGGUCUACUUCCAGCAGACGCAGCUGUUUGAGGAGCGCAAGACGCACAACAUCUUUGUCGAGACCGAGGACGGCGACCCCAACAACGUCAUCGUCCUGGGCGCCCACCACGACAGCGUGCAAGCCGGGCCCGGCAUCAACGACGACGCCUCGGGAUCCUCAAUUCUGAUUGAGCUGUUCCACGCACUCACCAAGUACAGGACCAAGAACAAGGUCCGUUUUGCUUGGUGGGCCGCCGAGGAGAAUGGACUUGUUGGGUCCAGUCACUAUUGCAACAGCCUCGAGGCGGCUGAGAUCAACAAGAUUCUGGCCUAUCUGAACUUCGACAUGCAAGCUCGCGGACGGAUCGGAGUGUCGGACAACGACGGCCGCACGUACGGCAGCGUCGCCCCCAAGGGGUCCGAGGUCAUCCAGCAGACCUACCUGGACCACUUCGCGGCGCAGGGCGUCGAGGUCACCCCCCGCGUCCUGACCAACGGCUCCGACUACGCCUCCUUCUGGCGGGUCCUGAACAAGCCCUUUGGCUUCCUGCAGACGGGCAUCCUGCCGACCGAGGACCCGUGCUACCACCAGGCGUGCGACAACAUCACCAACAUCCAGCCGGAGCUGCUGCUCCUCAACGCGCGCGCCGCCGCGCACCAGCUCACCGUCCUCUCGCUCAACGGCACCUCGCUCAUCCCCAAGACCCUGGUGGACGAGAGCAAGCUGGCCGAGAUGAGGAAGAGCACCCUGAUGCCCACCUUUAUGCAGCUGGAGGACCUCCAGGCCAUGGGCGAGACUCACAUGGGUUGUGGCCACGACAUCUGAAAAUUGGUGCAGGGCUGGCCGUAUGCGGCUAUAUAAAAUAAAUAAAUAUUGUAACGCAAACCGUACACAGUAAUGGCAAAGCUG
Gaeumannomyces tritici R3-111a-1 is the source of this 1590-nucleotide messenger RNA. RefSeq names its product leupeptin-inactivating enzyme 1. NCBI's taxonomy places the organism in Eukaryota, Fungi, Ascomycota, Sordariomycetes, Magnaporthales, Magnaporthaceae. Gene Ontology annotation, biological process: proteolysis. The record is from RefSeq and is a predicted model, not a curated record. The transcript has 3 exons. Gene Ontology annotation, molecular function: metalloexopeptidase activity. Bases 1 to 1506 code for a protein of 501 amino acids.